Messenger RNA from Echinostoma caproni, 708 nucleotides. The record is from the annotation of a GenBank genome assembly. NCBI's taxonomy places the organism in Eukaryota, Metazoa, Platyhelminthes, Trematoda, Plagiorchiida, Echinostomatidae.
AUGAAUCUGAUACCUGUCGCUUCCAAUAUUGAGGCUGUGUUCCACCAAUUCAAGGUUUCCCCUAAGGAUCGUUGUUGUUUGAGAUUUCUAUGGUGGGACGACGGGGACAUGCCCAUCUCACCUAGCUCAUACCGGAUGAUCGUUCACCCCUUUGGCGCCACGUCUUCUCCCAGUUGCGCGAUCCUCGCGCUUCGUCAAGCCAUUGCUGAUAAUGCAGAAAGGUUUUCGAAACAUGUGACCGACCAAGUUUACGAGUGCUUUCAUGUCGACGACUGCUUGUGCAGUGUGAAUACUGAGGAAGAAGCCAUAGGUUUGAUUGACAACUUGCAGACUAUCAGUUAUUCAGGUGGGUUCCGUUUGGUGAAGUGGAUCAGUAAUGAAGAGUGUGUCCUGAGACCCCUACCCCCCCCAGAAGAACUAAGGUUUCCAGAAUCACUGUAUCGAAUCAAGUACGGAUGCUUGGAAAGUGCACUUGGUGUGGUGUGGAAUAUCACCGAGGACCGUAUACCAUUCGACUUGAAGGAAUUCGAAGGCAGCCCCACUGGAAGAAAGAUAUUAUCCUUCGCGGCCUCCAUCUACGACCCUUGGCAUAUCCUAGCACCAGUUUUACUUACACCAAAGCUACUACUGCAGUGUCUUGUCAGGCAGAAAUUGGAAUGGGACGGGCUGCUAUCCGAAAAAGAAAACAAUCGCUGGAUCCGAUGGUGA